AUGCAGCAGGUGUUUUUGGAGGAGUACUACACCAUGAAUAGAACCAGUGAAGCUCGGGAUGCAAUCAGAGCAUUCCAGCAACAUUCAGGGGAAGCGUUCCAUGAGGCAUUCACAAGAUUUAAGGAGUUGCUUAGGAAAUGCCCACAUCAUGAAAUUCAAACGUGGGAAUUAAUUAAGGCAUUCUAUGAUGGGCUACUUCCUGAUGAUGUAAGAGAUCUUAUCGCCAUCAGUAAUGGUACGUUUGUCACAAACACCGAGGCUGCAGAUUGGACAUAUUUAGAGAGACAAAGUGCCACUUCGAAGAGACAGGCACAAUCUAGCAGGAGGGAAAGAUCGAGUUCAGCGAAGUCGGUUGAUUAUGAAGCUGAGGAACGGGUCGAGAAGUUGAGGCAUCAAAGCUUAUUGCUUGAGCGUCAGUUAGCUCAAAUUAACCUUGGAAAAGGGGGUGAAGUUAAAACCGCCAAUACGUUUUCGGUGUGCACUGAAUGUGGAGAGUUAGGGCAUCAAGUCGGAGAAUGUGUUGUACUGGGUGGUCAGACCGAUGAAGUGAAUCAAAUCUAUGGUGAACGAAAGUACCUAACCAAUGAGGUCAACAGUAUCAGAAUCGGCAAGGAAAUUACUCGCAAGGAGGUUACCAGAAUCGGAGCCAAUAUAAUCAAGGGCCUCAAGCCAACAACCAACAGCAAAAUCAAAGCAAUUAUCAAGGGAGUUGGAGGAAUCAAGGCAACCAGCAAGGAUAUUCAGAAGGAUAAUGAGGUUAGAGACAAAACUUCGGAAGCAAUGCAGAAACAGUUGGGGCAGCUAGCAGAAGAUCUAGUUCAGCUGAGAAAAGAUCCAGGUAAGUUGCCAAGCACUACCACAGUUAAUCCAGCACAUCAGUCAUCUAGCUUAAAGAAUGGAAGAAAUGUGCACAUCAAUGCGGUAAGUGUUAGUCCAACUUUUGACACUGGUAGUGUUGAGGUAGCUCCACCAUCACAAGUAGUUGAGGAGGUGAUGGAGUAUGUUAAUAUUGAAUCGGAUUCUCAACAUGAUCGGGACCCACCAAGGGAUGAAAGGUGGGAAAGCUUUAAACAAGCUAAAAUUAAUCUACCCUUACUUGAUGCGAUUAAAGAGAGUCCCGAUCAUGUGGAGUGUUUGAAAGAGUUAAGUACCCAAAAACGACUUCACAAGUUCCCUAAAAAACUUGAUUUAACUACAAACGUGAGUGCCGCUUUAUUGGGUACCCUUCCACCCAAACUUCAAGAUCCAGGAGCACCCAUUAUUUCCAUACAAGUGGUCAACACCACCGUGGUGUUGGCUGAUCAGACUCCCAUGUGUCCGAGGGGGAUUGUAAGGGACGUAAUUGUGAAAACAGAAGAGUGUUACUACCCAGUUGACUUCUUAGUGCUUGAUUGUGCCACAAGUUCAAAGAACACGCACCCUCCAGUCAUUCUGGGUAGACCGUUCUUAGCGACUGCUCAUGCAAUUAUAAACUGCGUUGAUGGAACGGUAAGUAUGAAGUUUGGUGAUCGCGAAUUACGGUUAAAUGUGUUUUCAGAUGCUACUGAUCCUUUUAUUUCAGGUGAACGCUCAAAAGUGGAAAAUGGUGAUGAGAAUGUCUCUCCUGCAAAGGAGAUUCAAACAAAAUAUGAGUGCUUUUUGGUUGACAGGUUUGAAGUGGCAGGGAGCAAAGCAGUAAGGAAAAAGGAAAGUGAGGCGUAUGAGGAGUUUAAAACAGACAAAGGGAAGCCACGAGGGAAGAAGAAGAAAAAGAAACCGCCUGAAGUUGAUAAUGCAAAAAGGAGGUUAAAGUUAUUCGGUCCAAUGUGGAAGACAGUGGACGACUCACUAGAGCAUUGGUGGGGUACCUACGUAGAGGCCAUGGGACGCAAGCAUCCGACUCAACCACCAUGA
Molecule: messenger RNA, 1893 nt
Organism: Helianthus annuus (common sunflower)
Lineage: Eukaryota; Viridiplantae; Streptophyta; Magnoliopsida; Asterales; Asteraceae
Exons: 4
Coding region: 1-1893 (630 amino acids)
Source: RefSeq, a predicted model, not a curated record